AUGCUUGCACUCACUUAUAUAUCCAUCAUCUCUCUGUUGUUACAAUUGACUCUAGGUUCAGAGUCGAACAUUCAAGCUUCUAAACCGGAGAGCAAAUAUUUUACUUUUGCAGAAAAUGGUACACAUCUUAAAGGUAUUACAUUAGGUGGUUGGUUAGUUACUGAACCUUAUAUAACACCAUCUCUUUAUAAAAAUGCCACCAAAAUUGCUAAUGGUAAAAACUCAAACAUAACUAUCGUUGAUGAAUACACUCUAUGUCAAGCCUUGGGAUCCAAUGAUGCUAAGGCGUUAUUAGACCAACAUUAUAAAACUUGGAUUACUGAAGACGAUUUCAAGCAAAUUAGUAAUGAUGGUUUUAACGCUGUUAAAAUUCCAAUUGGUUACUGGGCUUGGAAGUUAGAAGGUACUACCAAUGUGUAUCCAGGGAAUUUUAUAUUUGAGGAUCCAUAUGUUGGCACUAUACAAUAUAAAUAUUUAUCUAAUGCUUUUAAUUGGGCAGGUAAAUACAAUUUACAAAUUGUCAUCGACUUACAUGGUGUUCCCGGUUCCCAAAAUGGGUUCACUAGCUCUGGACAAAAAUUGGAUAAACCAACUUGGUUAGAAAAGGCAAAUUCAACUGAAGUUACCUCUGCAUUAUUAAUGGACCUCUUUCAAAGUAUUACAACUCUCGGAAACUCAUCUAUAAUUGCCGGUUUGGAACUAGUAAAUGCACCUUUAGGUUCUGAAUUAAACAUGACAUUGCUAACAGAGUUUUAUGAAAAUACUUUAAAUAAUUAUGAAAUUCUCAAAAAUAAAGUUAAUAAUCCAGAUUGGAUGACAAAUUUUAUUAUCCAUGAUGCUUUCCAAUCUAUUGGCUAUUGGAGUGACAAGUUAAAUCCAUAUUAUGCUAAUGGUAACAGUUCAUAUUUCAAGAAUAAGAAUUAUACAUUUAAAUCAACAGAUAUUAUAAUUGAUCAUCACAACUAUCAAGUUUUUAGUGAGAGCGACAUAUUUAGUAGUCAAUACAUCCGUCUAAAUGGCGUUAGUCAUUUUGCUGGUUGGAUUGGCCAACAACUAAGUUCACAUAGACAAAUUAUUGGCGCUUGGUCUGGUGCAUUAACUGAUUGUGCAACAUGGCUUAAUGGUGUCGAUGAAGGUGCUAGAUAUGACGGUACUUUCAAGUCAAAUUCAACAAUCUAUUCGUCUUUUGCUAAAAAUCAAACAUGUAUAUCCCAAAACUCAAUUGGCAAAUGGCCCAAAGAAUAUAAGAAGAGGGUUAGACAAUUUAUCGAAGCUCAACUAUCUUCGUAUACAAGUUAUACUAAUGGUUGGUUUUUCACAAACUGGAAAACUGAGAAUGCACCUGAAUGGGAUUACCAACAGUUAAAGAAAAAUGGUUUAUUUCCACACCCGUUUAACAAUCUUAAAUAUUUUGAUAGUGACGGUAAGAUGAAAGCAUCACUGUCUUCUUCACUAUAUUCCGAAUACCAAAGUGGUUUCACCACUACACUUAACCAUGUCUAUCAGACUGGGUUUUAUAAGAAUGCAUCUACCACAAUUAAGAGUCAUUCAAUUUUAAGCUCAAUAUUUGUUUGGAGUUUAAUGUUCUUAUGUUUUGCUCUUGGUAUUGUUUCAUUAUUCUAG
Molecule: messenger RNA, 1623 nt
Organism: Vanderwaltozyma polyspora DSM 70294
Lineage: Eukaryota; Fungi; Ascomycota; Saccharomycetes; Saccharomycetales; Saccharomycetaceae
Product: exoglucanase repeat family protein
Exons: 1
Coding region: 1-1623 (540 amino acids)
Biological process (GO): glucan catabolic process
Cellular component (GO): extracellular region; cell surface
Molecular function (GO): glucan exo-1,3-beta-glucosidase activity
Source: RefSeq, a predicted model, not a curated record